This is a messenger RNA of Neogale vison (American mink), 663 nucleotides long. It is a transcript of the gene ANG, whose product is annotated as angiogenin. Gene Ontology annotation, molecular function: nucleic acid binding; RNA nuclease activity. Lineage: Eukaryota; Metazoa; Chordata; Mammalia; Carnivora; Mustelidae. The record is from RefSeq and is a predicted model, not a curated record. Gene Ontology annotation, biological process: angiogenesis; antimicrobial humoral immune response mediated by antimicrobial peptide; innate immune response.
AAGAUGUAAUUAGGUGACUGAAGAUACUUGAUUCAUGUCAGAGAGGAAAGUCCCUGUACUUUUAGCCUGAUCGGGCAAUGCUCUUCUAUACCCCUACCACACCUCCUUUUGCCUUUGGCAGGACCAUUUACUGGAAGAGAUGAUAAUGGGCCUGGGCUCCCUGUUGUUGGUCUACGUGCUGGGUCUGGAGUCCCCACCAGCCCUGGCUCAGGAUGACCCUAGGUACAGAAGCUUCCUGACCAAGCACUAUGAUGCCAAACCAUGGGCCCGGAAUGACAAAUACUGUGAAAUCAUGAUGAAGAGAAGAGGCCUGACCACACCCUGCAAAGACACCAAUACCUUUAUUCAUGACAACAAGAACAAUGGAGAACCUUACGGAGAAGGUUUAAGACGAAGCAAGUCUCUUUUCCAGGUCACCACCUGCAGGCAUAGGGGAGGGUCCCCUCGGCCUCCGUGCCAGUAUAGAGCUACCGCAGGGUUCAGACACAUCGUUGUUGGCUGUGAACAUGGCUUACCUGUUCACUUUGACGAGUCCUUUUUCAGUCCAUAAUCAGAGGCCACAGCUGGCUCUGCUCUCUUUUCCUUGCAUUUCUCUCCACAUCCCAGAAUGGUGGUGGCAACAUUCAUGGUCAGGGGCCCAGAGAAUGAGCUGCCUGGAUCUCU